Molecule: messenger RNA, 657 nt
Organism: Mytilus californianus (California mussel)
Lineage: Eukaryota; Metazoa; Mollusca; Bivalvia; Mytilida; Mytilidae
Product: inner centromere protein-like
Exons: 2
Coding region: 1-657 (218 amino acids)
Source: RefSeq, a predicted model, not a curated record
AUGUCAGUGGAACAGGAGAGAAGACAGAUGUCAGUGGAACAGAAGAGAAAACAGAUGUCAGUGGAACAGGAGAGAAGACAGAUGUCAGUGGAACAAGAGAGAAGACAGAUGUCAGUGGAACAGGAGAGAAGACAGAUGUCAGUGGAACAGAAGAGAAGACAGAUGUCAGUGGAACAGAAGAGAAAACAGAUGUCAGUGGAACAGAAGAGAAAACAGAUGUCAGUGGAACAGGAGAGAAGACAGAUAUCAGUGGAACAGGAGAGAAGACAGAUGUCAGUGGAACAGGAGAGAAGACAGAUGUCAGUGGAACAAGAGAGAAGACAGAUGUCAGUGGAACAGGAGAGAAGACAGAUGUCAGUGGAACAGAAGAGAAAACAGAUGUCAGUGGAACAGAAGAGAAGACAGAUGUCAGUGGAACAGAAGAGAAAACAGAUGUCAGUGGAACAGAAGAGAAAACAGAUGUCAGUGGAACAGAAGAGAAGACAGAUGUCAGUGGAACAGGAGAGAAAACAGAUGUCAGUGGAACAGAAGAGAAGACAGAUGUCAGUGGAACAGGAGAAAAGACAGAUGUCAAUGGAACAUUUGAUUCGCAAAUUGAUUUUUCACUUAAACAAGAAAGUACAACAAAGAAGAGAAAAAAAGAGUACAUCAAACUGA